GCUGGGUUGAUUUUGGUUUAUCUUAUUUUUGUAAACAUUUCUCACGCAUUGGACAAACGAGGAACACAUCACAUUCUAAUCUAAAUCAAGGGACCCUAAUGGAAAACUAUGAAUAAUGCACUUGUGUUAUGAUGAGAUCACAGCACCAACCUAGAGGCCAGACAGUGGACCAAAUAGUUUACUCUGGACUCUUAGUUGUUAUAACAGUGAGGAAAAACUAGAAGUGUGUGACUACUCUUAAUAUUUAUGACAUGAAAAUUAUGGAGCUAAAGAAUAGAACAAAACGAGACGCUGAUAUAGAAGUAUUACCAAGUGUUUUAGGGAUCAAGCAAGAACUAUAUGUGGACAACCAGCCAGAAAUUUUGAAUAUAAUUUCAUCUGAAUACAUAAAACAAGAGGAGUUUACAGAAACUGAUGACACAAAAGUAAAUGUAUUGUCAACAUGUGAAAACAAAAAUCAUGAUUUAUUAUCAGAAUUUACAACACAUGUAGACAACAAACCAGAUAGACUUGAUUUAUUUUCAGUUUUUGAAGAUAUAAAACCUGAUGGUUUAAAUGCAGGGCUAAGCCUAUCACUAGAGACAACUCAUACUGACAAUAUUUCUCAUAUAAAGACAGAGUUAUCAACUGAUUCAUCAGAGCUUAAGGAUAUGCUUAUAAGCAACAUUGAAAAUCCAACAUCAAAUCAGGUUGAAUUAUUAAAGAAGUGUAAGAAGCAAAACUUAAAAUCUUCAAAGCAUAAAACUCUUCCAGUUCUAGUAAAAUGGAAAGAAUCACACACAGAUGUGGGGUCAUAUGAGUGUAAUGUGUGUCAUAAAAAGUUUGCUACUAGGACAUAUCUAAAACAACAUAAUAAAGCAAUUCAUUUAGGAGAAAGGUUACAUGAAUGUGGAGUCUGUCAUAAAAAUUUUACUACAAGAGGUAAUCUAAAUCUACAUAUAGCAAUUCAUUCAGCAGAAAAGAAACAUGAGUGUGAUUUAUGUCAUAAAAAUUUUACUACAAGAGGUAAUCUAAAUGUACAUAUAGCAAUUCAUUCAGCAGAAAAGAAACAUGAGUGUGAUUUAUGUCAUAAAAAUUUUACUACAAGAGGUAAUCUAAAUGUACAUAUAGCAAUUCAUUCAGCAGAAAAGAAACAUGAGUGUGAUUUAUGUCCUUAA
Molecule: messenger RNA, 1157 nt
Organism: Physella acuta
Lineage: Eukaryota; Metazoa; Mollusca; Gastropoda; Physidae
Product: zinc finger protein 1 homolog
Biological process (GO): regulation of gene expression
Cellular component (GO): nucleus
Source: RefSeq, a predicted model, not a curated record